Messenger RNA from Schizosaccharomyces cryophilus OY26, 1443 nucleotides. RefSeq names its product mannan endo-1,6-alpha-mannosidase. Bases 1 to 1443 code for a protein of 480 amino acids. Gene Ontology annotation, molecular function: mannan endo-1,6-alpha-mannosidase activity. The transcript has 2 exons. Lineage: Eukaryota; Fungi; Ascomycota; Schizosaccharomycetes; Schizosaccharomycetales; Schizosaccharomycetaceae. The record is from RefSeq and is a predicted model, not a curated record. Gene Ontology annotation, biological process: carbohydrate catabolic process; fungal-type cell wall biogenesis.
AUGAAAUAUCCUUUUUUGUUUUCUAUCCUUUACGUUAUAUCUAUUUACCUUGCUUUUUUCCAAGCUCAGGCUAUUCAACUGGAUAUUAAUGAUGAUGAUUCGGUGCGAAACGCUGUAAGCAGCAUGACUGGAGAGCUGAUGAAUUACUGGAAUGGUUCUGAUUAUAAAUUUGUCGCAUCAUAUUGGUGGGUUACUGGUGCAUCAAUGACUGCUCUCCUAAACAAUGAUAUAUUAUUUGGUAAUAAUACAUAUACAGAUUUAGUAUCUGAAUCCUUACUCUAUAACGCUGGUAGUGAUCAUGACUAUCAGCCGUCUGACGAAUACUUCAAUUUAGGAAAUGAUGACCAAGGAAUUUGGGGUACUGCAGCAAUGGAUGCUGCGGAGUUGGAUUUGAAGCAAGUAAAGAGUUCAACAGCUUCUUGGCUUGAAUUAAGCCAAGCAGCGUUCAAUCGCAUGUCUGGUAGAUGGGACAAUGUAAACUGCGAAGGUGGAUUACGUUGGCAAGCGUUUCCUUGGUUGAGCGGCUAUUCUUAUAAGAGCAGUAUUAGUAAUGGAUUACUAUUUCAAUUGGCUGCCCGAUUGGCCCGUUUUACUCACGAGUCCUCAUAUGAAGACUGGGUCCAUCGCGUUUGGGACUGGUCAACAUCCAGUGGCUUCGUCAAUGAAACAGACUUUAGUGUGUAUGAUGGUUCAAGCGUUGCGACGAACUGUACAGAUAUAGAUCAUUCUCAGUGGUCUUAUAAUCUCGGUGUAUACAUGACUGGUGCCGCCUACAUGUACAACCAUACUCAAGGAAGCGAUCUAUGGAAGAAUAGACUGGAUGGGUUUAUCUCUCAUGCUAUAUCAUCUUUUACAAAAGAUGGCGUAGCAUGGGAUCCACAAUGUGAAACGUCUAACACAUGUAACAUUGACCAAACAGCUUUUAAAGGAAUAUUAAUGCAGAGUUUUGGAAAUGCUAUACGUCUGGCUCCUUAUACUAGAAACAAACUAUAUCCUUUGAUAAAAACUUCAGCACCCGCUGCGGCUUUGGCUUGUUCUGGCGGAUAUAGUGGUAGCAGUUGUGGUGUCCACUGGUCUUGGAACAAUGGUACUUGGGACGGCACAUAUGGCGUCGGUCAACAGUUUUCUGCUCUAGAAGCUGUUCAAAUGCUUUAUGUUGACAAAUAUCCAAGCAUUGUUACCUUGUCGUCUUCGUCAGACAAUCGUUCAAAUGCUACGUAUGCUUCUGACAACUCAAGUACAAAAAACUAUGAAGUAAAUGUACCUCCAGCGACGGAAGCAGAUCGAGGUGGUGCUGGAUUUCUCACGUUUUUGUCUGCUUUUUUGCUUUUGGGCGCAUCCGUAUGGGCCAUAAUUGAAGAUGAAGAAGGAAAUAUUCCAUCUAGAAUUCAUAGAAGCAGCUCUCAAAAGGAUGAAAAGGAUGAAAACGUUAUGAAUGUAUAG